CUGAGCGACUGACUGGGUUACUGGGACCCCGCGGGGGGGAGAUUCCGUCGUGCCCCCCAGAGUUGGGCAGGGAGUCAUUGUCCUUCAGGGAUGGAGCCACCAGGAAAUGCCACCUUGUGCCGCCCCUACACUCUCCACACCUUCAUCCCAGUCUUCCUCAGCUUCAUCUUCUCCGUUGGGUUCCUGCUGAACUGCCUGAGCCUGUGGGUGUUCUGGUUCCGGAUCAAGCCAUGGAACCCGUCCAUCAUCCUCCAGUUCAACUUGGCCAUUUCCGACGCCGUCAUCUCCCCGGCGGCUCCGAUGCUUCUAAUCUACUCGUUCUCCGACCACUGGAGCUUCGGGACCUUCGCCUGCCAAUACUCCGUCUUCUCCCUCAGCACCAACAUGUACGGGGGGGUUUACUUCCUCACCCUCAUCGCCAUCCAUCGCUACUGCACCAUCGUCCAUAGUGGGAAAUGGAACGUUCUGGCCAAAAACUCCUUCAUCACCAAACUCUGCCUCGGGCUCUGGGCCUUCCUCUUCCUUCAGGGGCUGCCAUUUUUCUUCGUAUUGAGAACAUCGGUUAUUGACGGGGCCACAAAGUGUCUCAGUAUCCACCAGACGGAACAGGUCCUGUUAUUCUUUAUCUGGAACUGGGCCAUAACCAUCCUUGGGCUGUUGGUUCCAUUUCUCCUCACCGUGCUGUGCUACAGCCUCCUGAGCCAACACAUCCUCAGAGCCAACCCCAUGAACCCCCAGAGCCAAACCAUGAUCUCCAGAUCCCUCGUGACCAUAGGGGUGUCCCUCACAAUAUUCAUUAUCUGCUACAUUCCUGUCCACAUCACCAGAACCGCCGGAGUCACCAUUAAGCUCUUCAGCCCAGAGUCCUGUUCUCUCCUGGUCAAGACGGAGGCUGUCUAUUACUUCAGCUGGAUGCUCUCGGUGGCCAAUUGCUGCAUAGACCCGGUGCUCUACUGCUUUGCCUCCAACAGGUUUCGGAAAGUCUUUAUGACCUGGGCCAACUGUCUGUAUCGCCCCAAUGGAAGAAAUCCAGGGGUCGGAGCCCAAACAGGAGCAACGGCUUCAGAGGAACCUCCCACCAGGGUUCUUCCUACAUUGAAGACCACAGACAUAACAGUAUCUGCAGUUACUGACAGCCACGGGCUCUAGGGAUGGGUGGCCCCUCAGAAACACAUCCAGCUAUGGACAACAUAUAACUAAAAACCCAUUAGUACUUCACUAUUCCAGUCCAAAGUCCACCUCCACCCCUAGGGUUCUGAAGCACCUUCAUGGUUUGACCCAUAGAGAAUUCCAAUAAAGAAACUUCUAGAGUUAAAUGGGUUCCUCAGCACUGAUUUCAUGCAGAACCUGAGAUGUUGGACAACCAACUUUUGGUCAGAGCCCCCCCCCAGCUAAUAAGAAGGUUGCAUCAGUGCAUCAGUCAUUCAGCAAUACUCACCCAAACCCUCACCCUGGCCCCUGAGGUGGGCUUCCUUGUCCAUCGAGGAACCCGUAGGCAUUCCCUGGGGUGUAGCCCACAGAGGGAACCAUGGAGCAAUCUCUCGAUCGAAGGUGGUGGUAGUUUCAUGGUUCCCCGGCAUCAGCUGGGCACGGGGGGGUUCUGACACUUGGCCGGUCACACUUACCCCAUUAUGGUCUGAUGAAGCCGCCACAUUCCAGGAUGUGCAAGGAAUCGAAAAAUGUCCCACUUUGUCCCCCUUACACCCAAAAUUCCUUCAUCUCAGCUUUCCUCAAUGUUCUCUUCUCCAUUGGGUCUCCUGGUUCUGUACCAAGCAAUGGACAUCAUCAACCAGUUCCAACCCCAACAUUGCCCCCUGUGCCCCAGUGAUACACUUCCUGUCUGGUUCUGCUAAUAUAUAAUUUGGGCUGGUGGCUAGUACUUCAUAGACUAUUGCCCCUCCUACAGUCUAUUGCCCCAUUCCUGGUCCAUCUGCACGAGGUUCCCUGCUGCCCCACUCUGGCCGGACCCAAGUACUAUUAUACAAUUUUCACCAGUUCCACGUUGGCCAAACACACGCGGUUCUGCUCUACGAAGUGCUGUACACAGAACCUCAAACAGAAUUAAUUAAUGAUAUUGACGUGCGUAUAGAGUGAGGCCCACAGCAGCCCCAGCGCGGGGUUAAUAACGUGCCAUGAAACCAAUCGGAUGUCACCCAAUCCCCUCUUACAUAGUUAAUGAUCAGCAGCCUGGAGCUGGGAGUCACCGUUACAGCACGCACACCGACCCGGGUGAUGAUCCAACGCAACACGAUG
Molecule: messenger RNA, 2253 nt
Organism: Xenopus tropicalis (tropical clawed frog)
Lineage: Eukaryota; Metazoa; Chordata; Amphibia; Anura; Pipidae
Product: P2Y purinoceptor 4
Exons: 2
Coding region: 91-1149 (352 amino acids)
Biological process (GO): G protein-coupled receptor signaling pathway; signal transduction
Cellular component (GO): plasma membrane; membrane
Molecular function (GO): G protein-coupled receptor activity
Source: RefSeq, a predicted model, not a curated record